This is a messenger RNA of Tetrahymena thermophila SB210, 1104 nucleotides long. Its product is annotated as dimethyladenosine transferase, putative. Gene Ontology annotation, molecular function: rRNA (adenine-N6,N6-)-dimethyltransferase activity. Lineage: Eukaryota; Ciliophora; Oligohymenophorea; Hymenostomatida; Tetrahymenidae. Gene Ontology annotation, biological process: rRNA methylation. Gene Ontology annotation, cellular component: mitochondrial matrix. The transcript is spliced from 4 exons. The record is from RefSeq and is a predicted model, not a curated record.
AUGAGCAAAAACCCUGUUGCCAAAAACCAAAUGGUUUUUAAUAAAUCUUUUGGUUAGCAUAUUUUAGUUAAUCCAUAAAUGUUACAUAGUAUAGUAGAAAAAUCUGCUAUUAGACCUACUGAUAUUGUAUUAGAAAUUGGUCCUGGUACUGGUAAUCUUACUGCACUCCUCUUAGAAAAGGCUAAAAAAGUUAUUGCUGUUGAAAUUGAUCCUCGAAUGGUUGCUGAACUAAACAAAAGAUUCAAAUAUUCUCAACAUGCACAUAAAUUCGAACUUAUUUAAGGAGAUGCUAUUUCAACAGAGUUCCCAUUUUUUGAUGUUUGUGUUGCAAAUACUCCUUAUUAAAUUUCAUCACCUCUCGUAUUCAAGCUCCUCUCUCAUAGACCUCUUUUUAGACAUGCAGUUCUUAUGUUUUAAAAAGAAUUCGCAAUGAGAUGUGUAGCAAAGCCAUCAAGUGAUUUAUAUUGUAGAUUAUCUGUAAACGUUUAGUUGUUAUCAAAGUGUGAUCACUUAAUCAAGGUAGGUAAAAAUAACUUCAAGCCACCACCAAAAGUUGAAUCUUCUGUUAUUCGUAUUGAACCAAAGAACCCUGCUCCUGUACUUAACUACAUUGAAUGGGAUGGUCUUCUUAGAGUUUGCUUUAUGAGAAAGAAUAAAUAGCUUUCUGCUAUCUUUAAGAAUAAGUCAGUACUCUAAGUUUUAGAGAAGAACUUUGAAACAUAUUAAAAGAUAAAAGCUAUAGAAUAGGGUGCAGUUGAAGAAGAAUAAAAGCAAAAUUAAGAUACAAAAGGGAAAAAAGGAAAUAAUAAUAAUAAUAAUGUUGCAGAUUUAAUGUAAAUGGGAAUGGAUGAAGAGUUAGAUGAAGAAAUAGAUGAUGAAAAAAGCAACAAAAAAUAAAAUAAAAAAAAGCAUAACGAUGAUGAAGGAUUAGAUGAAGAAGAAGAUGCAGCUUAAGUAGAUGAUAAAAAAAAAUUAUUUAAAGAAAAAAUACAUAAAAUACUUGAGGACAGUGGAUAUCUUGAAAAAAGACCAGCAAAAUUAGAUAUUGAUGAUUAUUUGAAAUUAUUAUUCGUAUUUAAUCAAAAUGAAAUUCACUUUAAGUGA